Fonsecaea multimorphosa CBS 102226 is the source of this 990-nucleotide messenger RNA. RefSeq lists its product as uncharacterized. The record is from RefSeq and is a predicted model, not a curated record. Gene Ontology annotation, molecular function: feruloyl esterase activity. The transcript is spliced from 2 exons. Lineage: Eukaryota; Fungi; Ascomycota; Eurotiomycetes; Chaetothyriales; Herpotrichiellaceae. Bases 1 to 990 code for a protein of 329 amino acids.
AUGGCGCUGGGAAAACUCUUGCUGCAGGUGUGUCUGUGCACCGUCACUUUCAAUAUCCUGACAGCUUGGGCGCUCUCCAUUGCUCCUCGGACCGAAUCGAAUCAUCAGCCUGUGGGUUGCGGAAGAGAUCUCCCGGACGGUCAGGCCGUGGGAGGGGUUACCAAUGUGACAAUAACAAGUGAUGGGAACGGUCGGAGCUAUCUUAUCUUCAUUCCCCCGACCUACUGCGAAGAUACGCCAACCUCGCUCAUUGUGUCCUACCACGGAGGCGCGCGAUCCGCUGAAGACCAGCUGGAGCUGGAUCUGCUCACCAGCCCGGAAUUCAAUAACAAGUCUAUCGUGGUGUAUCCACAAGGGGUCAAUAACACAUGGCAAGGAGUGCCCGGCGUCACGACGAAUGACAUCCAGUUCACCAGCGAUAUUCUGAACGAGAUCCAAAACCUGUAUUGCAUUGACCCUUCACGCAUGUACACAACAGGAAAAUCAGACGGCGCUGGCUUCUGCAACAUCCUCGCGUGCGACCCAGAUCUUUCGACAACUUUUGCGGCAUUCGCCCCCGUCUCUGGAGCCUACUAUGUAGAUUCCUCGCCUUGCGUACCGACGACAGUGGAUCUCCCUUGCUCGCCGGGAAGUUCUGAGAUACCUUUGCUUGCUUUCCAUGGCGGUAACGACACCACCAUCCCAUAUGCGGGGGAAGAGCGCAAAGGCGAAUGCCUCCCAAGCAUUCCUCACUUUAUCCGGGAGUGGGCGCUACGGGAAGGACUUGGGACGGGCAAUAUAACAACACCAGUUGCCAACGACACGGUCAAAUACAGCUACGGGAUGGGACAUGAUGCAAGCUUGGUGGCUUUGAUCUUCGACGCAGAUAUCGGCCACGACUGGCCCAGCACGGCGCCAAAUGAGGACAACCAGGUGACAGGUCAUCACCCGGCAAGUUUCAAUGCUACGCCAAUCAUCUUGGAUUUCUUCCAACGUUAUCGACUCCCCUGA